Molecule: messenger RNA, 612 nt
Organism: Protopterus annectens (West African lungfish)
Lineage: Eukaryota; Metazoa; Chordata; Ceratodontiformes; Protopteridae
Product: keratin-associated protein 16-1-like
Exons: 1
Coding region: 1-612 (203 amino acids)
Source: RefSeq, a predicted model, not a curated record
AUGAGCAACUGUGACACAAGCAACUACCAACCUGAACUGUUAUACCCCAGCAUCUGUGAUAUGAGCUACUGUGACACAAGCAACUACCAACCUGAACUGUUAUAUCCCAGCAUCUGUGAAAUGAGCUACUGUGACACGAGCAACUACCAAUGUGAACUGUUAUACCCCAGCAUCUGUGAAAUGAGCUACUGUGACAAGAGCAACUACCAACCUGAACUGUUAUACCCCACCAUCUGUGGUAUGAGCUAUUGUGACAAGAGCAACUACCAACGUGAAAUGUUAUACCCCAGCAUCUGUGAUAUGAGCUACUGUGACACAAGCAACUACCAACCUGAACUGUUAUACCCCAGCAUCUGUGAAAUGAGCUACUGUGACAAGAGCAACUACCAACGUGAACUGUUAUACCCCAGCAUCUGUGGUAUGGGCUACUGUGACACAAGCAACUACCAACCUGAGCUGUUAUACUCCAGCAUCUGUGAUAUGAGCUACUGUGGCAUGAGCAACUACCAACGUGAACUGUUAUACCCCACCAUCUGUGAUAUGAGCUAUUGUGACACAAGCAACUACCAACCUGAAAUGUUACACCCCAGGAUCUGUGAUAUGAGCUACUGA